UUAAUUUUUUAUUGGACAUUCUGGAAGACGGAUAUUGAAAAUCUGAGGGUUUGCGAUCUUCUUCAGGUGGAUGACCCGACUGCUGCUGCGCUUUCUGGUGUAGUGUAGCAGAUGAGGUAGGAUGAGCAGGUUUGCUUCGUGCAGUUUGCAAUUAUUUGGUCGACCUGCGCUCUGCGUGUACGAGGUAGUGUCACACCAGUCGUACCGGAGCUAACUGUUAUCGGCUGCUUCCGAUAUACACUUAGGAGGUUGUCAUUUAUAUCGGGACCAUUUUUCACUGGGUCCAGUGGAGUGAUUAGGUAGCUCGACUGUACUGGUAUUCGAAGCCGGUGAAGCAACGUCGCUACUUCACGCAUCGGUGACCAUAUCGCCUGGCCUGAGCGACACGAUGAGAAGCCGGUUUCUGUGCGUGGCACUGACGAUAUGCUUCUGCUGUACUGUUCUGCGCCUCACCGACGCUAGCUGGGACGGUGACAGCUUGUGGGGCACUGCGGCGGAAACUACACUUCAUCUGCAAAUGCCCCACAUUAGACCCAUGAAAGAUGAUGACUCUGUUUGCCAGUCCAUAGAGCUACCAGCCUCCGACUCCUACAUAGUUGGAUUUGAUCUGGUCGGCGCAAGGCAAGCCGUGGACCACAUGCUGGUGUUCGCAUGCAAUGAGCCGUUUGUCAUGGGAGUCUGGCACGACUGCACGCAUGUGUGCACGUCCGGUCGCCGCGUCAUGUUCAGCUGGGGAGCUGGUGCGCCGACCAUCCACCUUCCACAAGGUGUUGGCUUGCCUGUGGGUCCCUCAACCGCAUCCCGCCAUCUUGUCCUACGGGUUCACUAUAGCAACGCAGACUCAGUACCACUGGCUGGUGCUGGUGAUGACAGUGGAGUGGCUGUGCACUUGACGCGCCAGAGGCCGCAGUAUCUCUCCUCUAUCUACUUGCUGGUGUCGAACACCGGUGAUAUCCCAGCUGGACAGUCAGAGUACAACCGGGAUAUAUCCUGCAGGUAUACGGGAGAUGUGCCGCUGCAUCCGAUUGCCUUCCGUGUGCAUGCCCAUAGUCAUGGACAGCAAGUCUCAGCAUUCAAAGUAGACCGGACGGGCAGCUGGUCGCUGCUGGGCACCCGUGAUCCACGGCAGCCGCAGGCCUUCUAUCCCGUACAGGAUACAUCUGUGGUGGUCCAGCCCGGCGAUGUCAUUGCUGCAAGGUGCAGGUACAACACCAGCGACGAGACAGCAGAUUUGGCAAUAGGGAUGACCCGCGACGCGGAGAUGUGCAACUUCUAUCUGAUGUUCUACGCGCGUGCCGACUCGGUGGACCGCUUGCCGAAGAGCUGCUCCGGCCGUUUGGAUGCCCUAGACUAUAGCACAAUGCCACGAUUACAGUUGUCUGGCAGUCCUCGAACGGAGAGUACUGAUGCCGCUGUGGCGAUCGUAGAGACCAGCUCCAUGCCGGAAACAGUCAUGGAAGUUGCAAAGACGACUCCGCCAACCGAGCACCGGGCCACUACCAUAGCACAACCAGCUAGAACGCAUCCUAAAGUUGUGACGCCUGGUCCACCCGAGACUGAAGCACACGUACCUCCAACCCGGCACCAGCCGCCUGCAGCUCCGGUGGUGAUGCCUGUUACAGCCGCACCUUCAACGGUUCCUCCACAACCCAAGACCGACCCGCCAGCUCCUGCAGCUGCUGCUGAACCCAGCACACCACCACCGGCAGCAGUUCCUCCACAGCCAGAGCCUCCAACGCCUGUACCCACUGCACCCACUGCACCCAAGACACAGCCACCUGUAGCGGCUUCUCCGCAGCCUGAGGUAAAUCCGCCAGCUCCUGCAACCAUUGCACGAAGACCACCAGCGGCAGCUCUUCCACAGCCCGAGGUGAACCCGCCAGCCCCGGCAUCAGCUGUACCUAAGACACAGCCAGCUGCCGCAACUCCUCCGAAACCUGAUGUUCGGCCACCGGCUAAGGAAAGGCCUCAAGAAAUUGCCACUCAGAACAUUGCAGUGACGACGACAAAUGCCCAGUCCCUUAACGCCACUGCAGAGUACGUGAAGAUCCUGGGAAACCGGGCGGUGGUGAUCUUCCUGGUCGUGCUGGCCAUGUCCUUCGGGGGCCUGCUCAGCGGAGCGGUGGUACGCCACUAUCAGAUGAUGAAACGCCGGAACGUGUGGCGCGAUCGCUUCAACGGUGGCGGCUCCAAGAAGCUGCUAAUCGACCCGACGCGUAGCAACAAUGGCACUCACCGUGGCAGUCAUUUCAGCAGCUCCAAUCCGGUCUCGUUUCAUCAAAUAGUACCGCCGAUGUCGUCCGACUCGGAUAGCGACGGUGAUAUCUAACAGCUACUGGUACUCUGGACCUCACCGCCUAGUGUUGAGUGUCUGUGGCCGUGCUUAGAUUCGACAAUGGCCAUCUGGACGUUAUCACUCGCUAAUGCACGCAUGACCUCACUCCCGAUCCCCUGUGCGAAAGCGAGUCAUGCAAGUACUGGCGGUGUGUAUGUGAGCCAUGCAAGUACAGUGCUGGCCAGAGAAAUCCAACCUGAUGAAUAAAAUAGCGCCGCGUUCGAGAGCAUAUACAUAUAAUUAUAGUGCUGGGGCUGCAUAGCGCCCGGUGCUGUUUUAUUCACGAGGUUGGAUUUCUCUGGCCGGCACUGUACCAGGAGAGGUCUUCCUGACGAGCACAUACCACUAGAAUAACAUUUGCUCCUGGACGUCACGCAUCCUGUACAUAAGCUGCGCGAACAACAAGAGUGCGUAAACACACACGCACAUUGCAACCAACGGUGUGUGUGGCUUCAAUAGGAAUUGGACCGCUAAUUUAGGUUAUCAGGUUUUGCCUACUCUUUACCUCUUUGUUCUUGAAGUACAAUGCAGUUCAUUAUGUGCCAUUUCCUUCUGUUCAAAGCAAUUAUUUUCACAGCUGGUGCAAUUGCAUGCUGAAAAAUUCCCUAUUGUAACAAUCUGUGCUUGGCAA
Molecule: messenger RNA, 2966 nt
Organism: Sycon ciliatum
Lineage: Eukaryota; Metazoa; Porifera; Calcarea; Leucosolenida; Sycettidae
Product: peptidyl-glycine alpha-amidating monooxygenase A-like
Exons: 14
Coding region: 389-2329 (646 amino acids)
Biological process (GO): peptide metabolic process
Cellular component (GO): membrane
Molecular function (GO): dopamine beta-monooxygenase activity; copper ion binding
Source: RefSeq, a predicted model, not a curated record